Corythoichthys intestinalis (scribbled pipefish) is the source of this 7681-nucleotide messenger RNA. RefSeq names its product solute carrier family 12 member 9 (gene slc12a9). The record is from RefSeq and is a predicted model, not a curated record. Gene Ontology annotation, biological process: chloride ion homeostasis; cell volume homeostasis; potassium ion homeostasis. Gene Ontology annotation, cellular component: membrane. Gene Ontology annotation, molecular function: potassium:chloride symporter activity. Bases 257 to 2977 code for a protein of 906 amino acids. NCBI's taxonomy places the organism in Eukaryota, Metazoa, Chordata, Actinopteri, Syngnathiformes, Syngnathidae. The transcript has 14 exons.
UGGUCGCUCUUCCGCUCUCCCGUGACAGUUUCGAGCAAAUAAUCGGAGGACGAGGCGUGUCAUGCCGUCGUGUUGUUAUUGGGCAUCUUCCUCCAAAGGACCCGGCAGCUCCAAGCUCGGCGCCGACCAACGGCCCGGGACGACCACAGACUCCACUAAAAGCGGACAUUAGAAGCGAGACGAGGGAGUUUGCAAGCAGGAAGUCAGUGGACUACUGUCUGUCAAGGUGCGCUCUUGGGCGAACUAACAAGCGGCAAUGUCAAAUGAACGGACCCCUCUCAUCAAUUCAGGGGUGUGCGGUCUGUCCAUGGCAGUGGCGACGUGCGGCACUGUCAUGGACACGCCUCCCGAUUCUCCACCGGGGACGAGAGUAAAAAGUAAAGAGCCCCGAAAACUCAACACAUUUUUUGGCGUGAUGGUGCCGACUAUCCUCUCCAUGUUCAGCAUUGUGUUGUUCGUGAGAACAGGUUUCGUCGUUGGUCACGCGGGACUCCUUCAGGGUCUUGUCAUGGUGUUUGUAGCCUAUAUCAUUAUAGCGCUUACCAUUUUGUCCAUCUGUGCAAUUUCCACCAACGGGGCAAUACAGGGAGGUGGCGCUUACUACAUGAUCAGUCGAUCUCUGGGCCCGGAGUUCGGAGGAAGUAUUGGGUUGAUGUUCUUCCUGGCCAAAGUGUUUGCAUGUGGAGAAUAUGUUCUUGGUCUGGUGGAAGCUAUUCUUGAUGUGUUUGGCAGGGAUGAAGAAACAUCCAUAUCCGAGGGCAUCCACGUCCUCCCUCAGGGUUACUGGUACACCGUGCUCUACGCUUCUGUAGUCCUCCUGCUGUGUCUCGUGGUGUGUCUGGUGGGCGCUCACAUCUACUCACGCAUGGGCUUCGGCAUCCUGCUGCUGGUCACCGUGUCGCUGCUGUCCGUCUUCAUCAGCUCUUUGGCGGUGAAACCUCAGAAUUUUGUCAUCGCUCACGCGGGUCCCGGCAAUCAGACUCUGCGUUACAACGCCAGCUACACAAGUUUUAACUUGACCACACUAAAGAACAACCUUGGCUCUGGUUACUCGUUGGACUACAGCACCAACACAGUCAUGUCGUUUGCCACCGUGUUUGCUGUUAUGUUCACCAGCUGCACAGGAAUCAUGGCUGGAGCCAACAUGUCAGGGGACCUGGAAACUCCGAGUGUGUCCAUCCCCAAAGGAACCAUUGUCGCUGUCAUUUACACCUUCACUGUCUACCUCCUAUUAUUCUUCUUGGUCAGUGCCACUUGUGACAGAACAUUGUUGAUUGAGGAUUACGGAUUCCUUCAACGAAUAAAUAUUUGGCCACCGUUUGUGACUAUUGGAAUUUACUGCAGUGCUCUGUUUGCUGCAAUGUGUGCCAUGAUAGGAGCAUCUCGUAUACUGCACGCUCUCGCUGUGGAUCAGCUCUUUGGGUUGCCGUUGGCACCUGCCACGAUCACCACAAGCUCGGGGAACCCGUGGAUGGCAGUGGUUUAUACCUGGGGUCUGGCACAGUGUGUAGUAUUUGCAGGGCAGCUCAAUGCCGUUGCCAGCUUGGUGACCGUUUUCUACUUGCUCGCCUAUGCUGCUGUUGACUUGGCUUGUUUGGCUCUUGAGUGGGCGUCCGCGCCCAAUUUUAGGCCGACCUUUCAGUAUUUCUCCUGGCACACGUGCCUGUUAGGAAUCCUGAGCUGUUUAGUCAUGAUGUUCGUCAUUAACCCCGUGUACUCAUCGGGGAGCAUCGUCCUCCUGUUGCUAUUGCUGCUUUUCCUCCACUACCGCUCGCCCACCAGCAGCUGGGGCUACGUCAGCCAGGCGCUUAUCUUCCAUCAGGUGCGCAAAUAUCUCCUAAUGCUGGAUGUAAGGAAGGACCAUGUAAAGUUCUGGAGGCCACAGGUUCUCUUGAUGGUCGCCAAUCCACGCUCUUCCUGCCAGCUCAUCCUGUUUGUCAACCAGCUGAAAAAGGGAGGCCUGUAUGUGCUUGGCCACGUACAGCUCGGAGAUCUGGAUUCCCUGCCGUCAGACCCUGUGCAGCAGCAAUACAACUUCUGGCUGAGCUUAGUUGACAAGCUCGGGGUGAAGGCCUUUGUAGACCUGACGCUCUCUCCAUCUGUUAGGCAAGGAACGCAACAUCUUCUACGUAUCACAGGCCUUGGUGGCAUGAAGCCCAACACCCUGAUCUUGGGUUUCUAUGACAACUCCACCCCCGAGGACUUCUUCCUCCAAGAUACUGCCUUUUGUGGCACAUCGGCAGGACAAGGCACAGAAGGCGAGUAUAAUUUUGGGGUUGACCUGCCUUCCUUACAGGCCCAUUUCCCUCCCGUCCGACACGUGGAGAGCCCACGCUGGCUCACGCCCGAAGAGUACGUGGGGAUCAUCUCCGACGCCAUCAAAAUGAACAAAAACGUGUGCUUGGGCCGAUAUUUCUUCCAUUUGGAGGGAGAGGGGAAGCAGAGCAAGGUGGACGGCUCGGAGCGAACCAUCGACGUGUGGCCUCUCAACCUGCUGCAGCCUGGCUGUCGAGAUUAUCAGGAUGUGUGCAGCUUGUUCUUGCUGCAGAUGGCCUGUGUGCUCAACAUGUCCAGUAAGUGGAGGCACGCCAGGAUGAGGAUCUUCCUAAACGUGGAGUCGGAGUCCAGCGACCAGGGCUGGGUGGUAAACGAAGAGACUUUUCGAGAGCUGCUGAAGAAGCUUCGAAUCCGAGCCUCUAUCAAGAUCGUUCCGUGGGACUCUGUGGUACAACACUACACUCAGACCGGUGGCGAGGAGCAGAGCCACACCCUCAAUGAUCAAUUCCUUUUUGCGGUGAACUCCAUGUUGAUGGAACACAGUUCUCAGGCCGCUGUUCGCUUCCUGUAUUUACCACGACCCCCGGCUCAUCCCAGCUCUUCCCAGAUGUACUUGGGUCAACUGGAAGCUGUCACCAACGGUCUGGGACCAACGCUUCUCAUUCACGGCGUCACCCCGGUAACAUACACAGAUCUUUGAGCAUGGCAGUCUUUAUAGAAGUGUGUAUGUAAGCACUGAUUACACGCAAUGAUACAAAACAGACAAUUCCAUUGAUAUGUCCGAUUAGGGUCCUUGCAAGUGUUGUAUAAAUGAAUUCCGCACUUAGAAAACAGUGUUUAAUUAGGAUUGUCUUUGUGACAGAGGUUGAUAAUUUCCACUUUCACAAUGUGUUUAUAAAACAAUUGUUUGAUUCUGAGCAUUAUGAGUGGUGAAGGAACAACACUACUGUACAUUCUAAACUGUGUGUUACUGUCAGCCAAGUGUGAAUGCACAUUUGAUCAUUUUGCAGUCUAUUUUCCUAUUUUCAUGCACUUGGACUGCUUUGGUGAUUAAAACUAAGCAAGUGACAUCUAAAAAUGUCUGCAUAUGGUACAUCUGUCUUCUAACCAUUCAGUUUGAGUAACAUCUUAAAGAGCCUUUAAAAAACAGUUGGACCAAUGUGGGCUUUUUAACUACAGAACUGUCAGAGUAUGGAGUCAUGUUUUCUCAACUGUCUUAAAAAUGUGGUAUUUAAAGACAAUAUUCUCAUGGUACAGUGGGGCAAAUAAGUAUUUAGUCAACCACUAAUUGUGCAAGUUCUCCCACUUGAAAAUAUUAGAGGCCUGUAAUUGUCAACAUGGGUAAACCUCAACCAUGAGAGACAGAAUGUGGGAAAGAAAAAAAAAAGAAAAUCACAUUGUUUGAUUUUUAAAGAAUUUAUCUGCAAAUCAUGGUGGAAAAUAAGUAUUUGGUCAAUACCAAAAGUUCAUCUCAAUACUUUGUUAUGUACCCUUUGUUGGCAAUAACGGAGGCUAAACGUUUUCUGCAACUCUUCACAAGCUUUUCACACACUGUUGCUGGUAUUUUGGCACAUUCCUCCAUGCAGAUCUCCUCUAGAGCAGUGAUGUUUUGGGGCUGUCGUUGGGCAACACGGACUUUCAACUCCCUCCACAGAUUUUCUAUGGGGUUGAGAUCUGGAGACUGGCUAGGCCACUCCAUGACCUUGAAAUGCUUCUUACGAAGCCACUCCUUUGUUGCCCUGGCUGUGUGUUUGGGAUCAUUGUCAUGCUGAAAGACCCAGCCACAUCUCAUCUUCAAUGCCCUUGCUGAUGGAGGGAGAUUUUGACUCAAAAUCUCUCUAUACAUGGCCCCAUUCAUUCUUUCCUUUACACAGAUCAGUCGUCCUGGUUCCUUUGCAGAAAAACGGCCCCAAAGCAUGAUGUUUCCACCCCCAUGCUUCACAGUGGGUAUGGUGUCCUUUGGAUGCAAUUCAGUAUUCUUCUCCAAACACGAGAACCUGUGUUUCUACCAAAAACUUCUAUUUUGGUUUCAUCUGACCAUAACACAUUCUCCCAGUCCUCUUCUGGAUCAUCCAAAUGCUCUCUAGCGAACCGCAGACGGGCCUGGACACGUACUGGCUUCAGCAGGGGGACACGUCUGGCAGUGCAGGAUUUGAGUCCCUGGCGGCGUAUUGUGUUACUGAUAGUAGCCUUUGUUACUGUGGUCCCAGCUUUCUGUUGGCCAUUCACUAAGUUCCGGCGGUGUGGUUCUGGGAUUUUUGCUCACCGUUCUUGUUAUCAUUUUGACGCCACGGGGUGAGAUCUUGCAAGGAGCCCCAAAUUGAGGGAGAUUAUCAGUGGUCUUGUAUGUCUUCCAUUUUCUAAUAAUUGCUCCCACAGUUGAUUUCUUUACACCAAGCGUUUACCUAUUGCAGAUUCAGUCUUCCUAGCCUGGUGCAGGUCUACAAUGUUCUCUAGUGUCCCUCGACAGCUCUUUGGUCUUGGGCAUAGUGGAGUUUGAAGUGUGACUGACUGACAUUGUGGACAGGUGUCCUUUAUACCGAUGAUGAGUUAAAACAGGUGCCAUUAUUACAGGUAACGAGUGGAGCCUCGUUAGACCUCUUGAAAAGAAGUUAGACCUCUUUGACAGCCAGAAAUCUUGCUUGUUUGUAGGCAAGUACUUAUUUUCCACUCUAAUUUGGAAAUAAAUUCUUUAAAAAUCAAACAAUGUGAUUUUCUGUUUUUUCUUUCUCCACAUUCUGUCUCUCAUGGUUGAGUUUUACCCAUGUUGACAAUUACAGGCCCCUCUAAUCUUUUCAAGUAGGAGAACUUGCACAAUUGGUGGUUGACUAAAUACUUAUUUGCCCCACUCUAUAUUGUGUGUUUUAAGGCAGUGGUCCCCAACCUUUUUUGCACCACGGACAGGUGUGAUGUCGGCCUUUUUUUCACGUACUGGUAAUGUUUGGCAGCUUUUCGGCACAUACACUGCUGGCCAAAAGUAUUGGCACCCAUGCAGUUCUGUCAGAUAAUGCUCAAUUUCUCCUAGAAAAUGAUUGCAAUUACAAAUGCUUUAGUAGUAAUAUAAUAAUUUAAUUUGCUUGCAGUGAAAAAGAACAAAAGUGAAUAAAAAAAAACCUAAUCAUGAUCAUUUUACACAAAAUUCCAAAAAUGGGCCAGACAAAAGUAUUGGCACCCUCAGCCUAUUACUUGGUAGCACAACCUUUUGACAAAAUAACUGUAAACAACCGCUUCCGGUAUCCAUCAAUGAGUUUCUCACAAUGCUCUGCUGGAAUUUUAGACCAAUCUUCUUUGGCCAACUGCUCCAGGUCUCUGAGAUUUAAAGGGUCCCUCUCCAAACUGCCAUUUUCAGAUCUCUCCAUAGGUGUUCUAUGGGAUUCAGGUUUGGACUCAUAGCUGGCCCCUUUAAAAGUCUCCAGUGCUUUCUCUCAAACCAUUUUCUAGUGUUUUGAAGAGUGUUUUGGGUUAUUGUUAUGCUGGAAGACCCAUGACCUCUGAGGCAGAACCAGCUUUCUCUCAUUAUUAUCUCUACAUUAUGCUGCAAAAUUUUUUGGUAGUGUUCAGACUUCAUAAUGCCAUGCACACGGUCAAGUGCCAGAGGUAGCAAAGCAACCCCAAAACAUCAGGGAACCUCCGCCAUGUUUGACUGUGCGGAUUGGUUGUUCUCUUUGAAAGCCUCGUUUUUUCCCUGUAAACUCUAUAUUGAUGCUUUUUCCCCAAAAGCUCUACUUUUGUCAGAUCUGACCAGAGAACAUUCUUCCAAAACAUUUUUGGCUUUCUCAGGUAAGUUUUGGCAAACUCCAACCUGGCUUUUUUUAUGUCUCUGGGUCAGAAGUGGGGUCAUCCUGGGUAUCCUACCAUAAAGUCCCUUUUCAUUCAGAUGCCGACGGAUAGUACGGGUUGACACUGUUGUACCCACGGACUGCAGGACAGCUUGAACUUGUUUGGAUGGUAGUCAAGGUUCUUUAUCCACCAUCUGCACAAUCUUUCGUUGAAAUCUCCCGUCAAUUUUUCUCUUCCGUCCACAUCUAGGGAGGUUAGCCACAGUGCCAUUGGCUUUACACUUAUUGAUGACACUGUGCACGGUAGACACAGGAACAUUCUGGUCUUUGGAGAUGGACUUGUAGCCUUGAAAUUGCCCAUGCUUCCUCACAAGUUUUGCUUCUCAAAUCCUCAGACAGUUCUUUGGUCUUCUUUCCUUUCUCCAUGCUCAAUGUGGUACACAUAAGGACACAUGACAGAGGUUGAGUCAACUUUAAAUUGCCAUUUUAACUGGCUGCAAGUGUGAUUUAGUAAUUGCCACGACCUGUUAUGUGGCACAGGAAGUGUUGUUAAUAACGGCGUUAGACUAUAACGGCGUUACUAACGGUGUUAUUUUUUUUUUCAGUUGUGAGUAAUCUAAAUAAUUACUUUUCUCAUCUUGGCAACGCUGUUACCGUUACUGAGGCGGGAAAGGCGUGCGUUCUAUGCGUUACAAUGUUGGUUGAAUGACGCGAGAAAAGUCUGAGAGAGAUGGACUCACGGAGACGAGAGAGCAGAGCAGGAGUGGGGAGGAGGCCAGGGAGUUGUCAUGCCGUUGCAAACGCGAUGCUAGGUGGCUCCAAUAAUACCUGACUGUAGCCGAUAGCCUACAAACUACGCCCACAUAAUGCUACUGUAGAUAUCACAUAUAUAUAGAACUAGAAGCAAAUGACAGACACAGCGGCAUUAGGGGAUGGGGGGAUGGCAUGGCUCAGUGGCAGAGUAGUAGUAGUUGUCCCCCCAACCCAGAGGUUGUGGGUUCGAUUCUCUGCCCUGAUGAACACGCCUAAGUAUCCUUGAGCAAGAUACUGAACCCCACAUUGUUCCUGGUGCUGCAUCACCAGUAGGUAGAUGGCGAUGUAGUGUAGAUGUAGUGUAAAGGGCUUUGAGCGCCUUGAAAGGUGGAAAAGCGCUAUACCACCACUUAUAACACCAUUUACCAUUAGCAACAUGUAUAAAGAACUAGAUGCGUUGGUAAACAGCCGCCAUCUUAAAGCAGUUGACUUCUCAGGAAGGCUCUGUUGUAGAGAACCUUCCUAGCGAACCUAAGGAACUUUUUAUCUAAGAUGCUCCUAAAUCGGCAAAAUCUUGACUUAAAUCUAUCUUUAAUUGAUGAAACAGUUUUAAAACGUACACAUGUCGAAAGUAGACAGAAGGGAACUAAUGCAAUAACAGGAGCAAUUUUAACAACUUUAACGGUUGAUUCACAACAUUAAAUGACUUCCACACAUGACAAAGGUUACUAUCUAGUUAUCGCAAUGUCCACAAUACCCCUGUGUCUCGUUAAGUUUAGGUUAAAGAAUUGGACUAGGGCCAAUUGUCCCAAAAACCCUUUAAAACUUCACAUUGUGUGACCUUUUUUUUUUUUUUUUUGGUUGUUUGUUUU